Molecule: messenger RNA, 417 nt
Organism: Microthlaspi erraticum
Lineage: Eukaryota; Viridiplantae; Streptophyta; Magnoliopsida; Brassicales; Brassicaceae
Source: the annotation of a GenBank genome assembly
AUGAAAAGUCUAGGUCAAAACGUUCCUGAGCUCAUCAUUCUUCCUGUUUACAGUGCCCUUACUAGUCAAACGCAGUCUAUAAUAUUCCAUCCUCCCCGUCCUGGUACAAGGAGAGUGGUUGUAGCGACAGAUAUUCCAGAAGCUUGUUUGACAAUACAUGGGAUAUAUUAUGUUGUUGAUCCAGGGUUUGUAAAGCAGAAGGCGUAUGACGCAAGGCAAAGGCUAGAGUCGCUAGUCAUUACUCCAAUCUCACAGGCAUCAGCGAGGCAGAGAGCUGGACGUGCUGGUCGUACUGGUCCUGGUGGUAAGUGUUACCGUCUCUACACAGAGAGCGCAUACCGUAACGAGAUGCCUCCUACGACAACCCCUGAAAUCCAGAGGGUUAAUCUCGGAAUGACAACGCUGACCAUCAAGUGA